Molecule: messenger RNA, 10164 nt
Organism: Monomorium pharaonis (pharaoh ant)
Lineage: Eukaryota; Metazoa; Arthropoda; Insecta; Hymenoptera; Formicidae
Gene: e(y)3
Exons: 9
Coding region: 700-9579 (2959 amino acids)
Source: RefSeq, a predicted model, not a curated record
UUUAAAUUUAUAUAGAUAAUUUAAUUUAUAAUUAUUAGUUUCGAAAUAUUCCGAUAUCUAUUUUCUCAAAUAAUCAAGAAAUGAAUUAUUGUCCACACGCAAUUUUUAUGGACAAUUUUGUUAUACGUCAUGUUGCUAUGUGCAUAUACCAUUAAAAGCUAGGGAAUUUUUCAGGGGGUCACCGUACUCACCGUCUCAUUUCGAUGCAGUAAGUUGGCGUCAGUAUUUUAGUAAAUGUUUUACGAUUUGGCAAAAAUAUAUUUUCAAAACCGUGAAGCAUAGAUGCUUGCGUAUCGAUCCCGUCUCGUCGAAAGCCAGAUAGGCGAACAGGUGAUACGAUAUAUCGUCCUGUGUUAUAGUCCAUUUGUGCAAUACGUGUAAUUCAUCGGGACUGACUUCGCGCAUAAAUGUAGAGGAACAUUGGUUAUGUUCGCCGUUCGUGUGAAAACAAGUUAGGGAGCGAUGUAGCGGUAAGUAGAGAUCCGAGGAUCGGUCAAUUUCACGUUAGAAUAUCGCGGAAAUUCUAACACGGUGCACUUGCAGCGACGCAGGCACACCCGAUUUGUACGUGCAGAGAUUUUAUUCACGUCUGACCGUGGAACGAAAAUUCCGCAUAAAUGUACGGCGGUGGUGACAGGGACGGCGGCGGCAGCAGCAGUAGCAGGUGUAGUAACGUUCCCUGCACGGAUCAUCGAAACAAUGUCCGACGGUUCUAACAUGGGCCUAUUUGGCUCUAAGGACCGGAAUCAGGAACAAAAAGAAAAAUCUUCCAAGGACAGCUCCCCAGCCCGUUAUGCGCCAUACGGCGUUGACAGCGACACCGAGACAUACGAUACCGAGGCCCUGAGCAUGAUGGAUAUCAACGAUAUCAUCGGCGUACAGUCCGGUGAGCAGGUCGGCGAGUCGACCCUGGAGAGCGAGAUUGCCGCUCUUUCACAGAUUAUUACGGAUUCAAAGGUAGAACUGACUUUGCAGUCAAAGGACUUAAACCCAGUAAUACAACAACAGACUUCUUCUAAGAUAGCUAAUCUCACUUCUAGUACUCUUCAUAUCUCAAGCAUUGAUAAUACCAGCGAAUCUAGUAUUGUGUCUGAAAAGUGUACAGAUAGCAUUUGUGAGUUGCAGGAAGAAAUGUCUGAUCUUACCUGUGAAAAUGAGACACGCACGGAACCGUCAGUUAUCGCGGAAAUGAGUGCCUCGGAAAACGCAGAUGUGGACUUUAAACGCGAUGAAGCUUUCGACGUAAAGACUAGCGAAAUAGUUAUUAAUACAUCCACUAUGGUUUGUACAUCAGAAUUGUCUUCCAAUGACAAAUCGUGCAUUGAUAAUAAUUCGUUGACUGUCACGUCAAACGAUACUUUACAGGGAACUGUCCGAGACGAGCAACAAGUGGACAUUGUUUUUCCCAUGGGUCACGAGAUGAGCGACGCUAAGAAAACGGCGGAUGAAACUGUUGACAAUAUCAUUGACAGCCAAAACGAAACCAAGAGUGGUUUAAAGCCUGUAGUAAUAGCUUGUGGAAACAUUAGCAAGAGUUUACAAUUGAUAGGAGAAGCAUACAACUCUGAGGAUUCGGAGGAAACUGACAUGAAUGACAAUGACUCGCCUAAAGAAACCCCAUCACUUUCUACUCAUAGGGAAACUUCGUCAUCGGAUGUUUCUGCAAAACAGCACAAGGAAGAUAGUUGUGAAAUAACCGAUAUAUUGGAGCAAAGUACUGAGAUUUCUUCAAAGUUAAAUGACACGAGUGUGGCUAUCUCGGAAGAAUUAAACGCGAAAGUAGAAACUGUUAUAGAUAGCAAAUUAGAUCUAGAUAAAAUAGAGUCAGAAAAUUCUAAUCAAAGUGAAAUGUUGCAACAAGUUUUAGAAGUACAAGAAGAUGUAGACGAUACUGCGUCAACUAAAGUAUCAGAGUGUGUUGAUAUUGAAACAUUAACUCGCACACAACAAAAUGAAAAUAAUACUGAAAUCGAAAUGAAUACAACUGAAAGAACAGCAUUAGAACAUCAAUCUUCUAAUGAAACUUUGAAAGAAACUGCAGAUACAAUUGUUGAUACAUCUGCCAUAUUAACAAUGGAAAUAACAAAGAAUAUAGAACAAAGGGAAGAAAAUACUGAAAUAGAAUCAAGUACAUUAGCACUAGGUUCUGAAACAGAAGAGCAAGAUUUAGCAAUUUCUAGUGAAAAAGAACUGCCAAAUACGAAAGAAGCAAAUGAGCAUAGUUGUCCUGCUGUUGAUGCAAACGUUCUUGAAUGCGAAGAUAGGGAUAUUGUUUCAGUAAAUAAAAUUCAGGAGUCUACUUUAACCAAAACAUCUGAUAAGGAAUUAAGUAUGACAGACGCGACGAAUAAAAAUAAUAAUUCUCAGGAGGUAGAUGUCACUUUUAUACAGAAGGAUCUUGAAAAAACUGUUGUAACUUCUGAUAAUCAAGAUAGUGCAGAUGUAGUGGAGACUAAAAAAGAAACAUCUGUACUAAUGGAUACAAAUGUACUUCAAACUGCAUCAGAUACAACUAACAAAGAUUUAAUUUUAAAUGAAGAUAUAUCAAGGAAUCGUCCAGAUGCUGAAGAAAAGAAUAUAACUGAUGUACCUGCAGGUAGUCACUUACUAAGUGAGGAAAAUUCAGAUUUGAGCUCUAAAAAUUUGAUAAUACAGAGUGAUUCGACAUCUGAUGGUAAUAAUUCUGAAGAUACAAAUGUUUGCACACAAGAUGUUCUUGAAACACUAACCUCGGUUAAACAUGAAAAAUCCAUUGAUCAAUUUCCAUCUGUGUUAUUAGAAAAAUCUGAAAUUAAUAAUACUACAUCUAGUAAAUUUGAAGAAUUACAUUCUAUUCUGAUUUCGCACGAAGAUUCAAGUAGUUUAGAAAAUGUAAGCAAAUCCGAAGUUGAAGAAAUAGAAAAUGUAGAAAGAAAGAUAUUGGAAGCUGCAUCAUUAUCUGUUAACAAAGAUCAAAAUAAAACUGCAUUGAUAGAAAAUAAACCAGUGCAAAUGUCUAAUCAAUCUGAAUCAAGUGUUCUAAAACAAGACAAUUCGUCUAUAAAAGUAGAAAGUAAAUUAUCUUUGGAAAAUGUUACGUCUUCCAAUAUAUUAUUAGAGAAUGAUACAAAUUCUUCAUUAACUGAAAAUUUGAUUGCUCCAGAAAAUGAUGUAACAGAUUACAUUUGUAACAUAGUACGGAAGGAAGAUAAAGUCGCGGAAAAUAUUACAGCUGAGAUAUCAUUGAAUGAGACAGCAAUAAAAAUAUCAGAUUUAGACGAGGAUAAAGUUAAAGAAAUUGAAAAGAUUACUGAAAAGGAAAAGAAAGUGAAUGAAAUAAAUUUAGUUUCGGAAUCAGUAAUUCCAGAGGAUGUCCAAGCAAAUUCAGAGAAUAUCAAUUUACAAGACGAUGAAAAAACGAAACCGUGUGAAAGAAUUGCGAAAAUACCUAUGGAAUCGAAAAACUCAAUCGAUGUAGCGCCGACAGUUGAAGAGAAUAAUAUGCAACCAAUUAUAAAAGAAUCCACUGAUGCUAAUUUAAAAGAGGUACAAUCAAAUAUCGACGAAAUCUCUUUAUCACAAAAGAGCUCAGACGAAAAAAUGAGUACUGAAAAGUUAAUAGAGAAACUGCCUCAAGAUUUGGCAAAUGUGGAUGCUCCAGCUACCGUUCAAACCGUAGAUUCUCUAGAAGGACUUUUGGACAUAACACUUAUGUCAGACAAUGAAAAUUCUUCGUUAAAGGAUAUGAAAACUGAGGAUAAAACCUUAAUGGAGGAGAUAGUAAGUAAAAACAUUGAUAUGGAUCUUUUAUUAGAUCAAGCAAAUCAAAGCGAAGCAACCAUGACGCAGAGUUCGGACUACAUAACAAAUGUUAUUGUUAGUUGUUUGUCAAACAGAGAUAAUGAAACGAGCGAGACUGAUAUCAACAUACCGAGUAACGAUAAAACUACCGAAAACAAGGAUACUAGUUUAAAAGUGAACGAAGACAUGAGUGCGGAGCUGGUUAGUGAGACGGCGAGUAACGAUAAGAUGGAAGAGUCUCUUGAAACGGAUAGUAAUUUGCAGCAGAACGAUCUGGACGUGGAUUUUGAGAGCAGUCGAUUGGAGGCCGUUGAUUUAGAAGAAAGCGAAACGAAACUGGAGCUGCCGCAGGAUAUUCUGGAGGGUGUAAUACCGAGCGAGAGUCUUUCCCGGCAUACCGAUACUCCAACCGUCAUCGAGAAUUCGCAGUCGAGUUCGGAGAUCUCGGAAUUGGAAUCCGCGGUGAAGUUUUUGCAGGAAUCAGAGGAGCAAACGAUAGACUCACUAGUACUCUCGCCGAAAAUGGUGGAGAGCGUCGUCGAGGACAUAACAAAGCAGGCGAACGCGGAGCUCUACGUGCCCGAUGAAAUAGACAAUUUUACGAACGCCGAGUCCGAAUUAGCGCAUCUAAGGAACGCUGAUGCUACGGAUUCGAUCUCCAUUUCGGAAGCAGAGAUCAUAUCGGAGGCGGCUAAGCUAGAGAAUGAGCGAAAAUUUGCGACGCAGAUGCAGAACGUUCCUAAUAUUGUCGUGAAGGACACCGAAGAACUAAAUGAAGAAACUCGCAUGUGUUUAUCUGAUACCACUUCUGUCGCGGAUAACUCCUUGAAUGCGCAAACGGUGGAACAAUCGCACAAGGAAAAAGGAGCUGUACCCGAAAUUAGAUCGUUGUCAAGUGAAGGUAUUCUGAAAGCAUGCGAACUGAUUCCGAGGGUGUCAAUAUUGGAGGAGCGAUUGAAGGAACCGCCAAAGAUCGAGAUACCCGUUCCGGAUUCAUCUAAGGUAUUGGAAUCUUCUAUCAGUCCGAACGAUAGUCUUCUUAUACCGAAGGACGCGAGAGCUAUCGCGUACUCGAGAAUGUUGGAAUCACCAAAAUCGGCCGAUAAAGUUGAGUUGAAAGGUGCAGACACGCCGCGCAAGGAUUUUGAGAAACAUUCGGACUUGGAGAACGUCGGUUCGCCGAGAAUAAUCCUAAAGAUCGCCAAAUCAGCGAUCACAGAUUGCAGCGAACCACGAUCACCAAAGAGUCCAAAGAUCCGAUCGGCUACGAAUUCACCGAAUCCAGAUGACAGUCCAGGUCAAAAGUUAGGAAAGAUUAAAUUGAAAUUAUCGAAGGGAGGCCAUCCAUCCAUAAUAUCCAACGAAAAUCUGGAUGAGGUCAACCAGUGGCACACCACUGAGAACACAUCGUCAUUAUCUCCCAUCGGUAUGAAAAUCAAGCUCUCUAAAUCCGGCGACGCUUCAAUUGUGGGUAUAGAAAAACACGAAAGUCCAGACGAUUCGAAGGAGGUGAAGUACAAAAUCGAAGAGCCGAAGAGAACGGAUUCGCCGAUCGGUAUGAAGAUAAAACUAUCCAAAUCUGGAGAUGCCUCGAUUAUCUCCGAUUCCAAGCAACAAGAUACCAAAGAAGCUCUCACAAAACACAAGGAGAAAUUGGAGAUGCCGCAAGGAAGCCCAAAAAGAACAGAAUCGCCAAUUGGAAUGAAGAUCAAACUCUCAAAAACUGGUGACGCUUCUAUUAUUCAGACUGACAGGCAAGAAUCUUUAGAAGAGCACAAAGAAGUCACGCAGAAAAGAACGGAUUCUCCGAUUGGUAUGAAAAUUAAACUGUCGAAAACCGGUGACGCUUCCAUCGUAUCUCCGGAUGCUUCCGAGGAUUUGUCUACGAAGACGAAGGAAAAGCAAGAUCAUCCGGAGCUACCGAAAAGGACUGAGUCUCCGAUUGGAAUGAAGAUAAAGCUAUCUAAAUGCAAAGGCGCUGCAUCUAUUAUUUCGGUAGACAACACUGAAGAUACAAAGGACAAAUUGGAGGUACCUGAACCACCUAAACGCACCGAGUCGCCACUUGGUAUGAAAAUAAAGUUAUCUAAAACCGGAGACGCGUCUAUUAUACAUUCCGAAGUCACAGAAGAUGUUAAGGAAAUGAAACAUAAAGACAGGUCUGAGAUAUUGCAAGACACAGUGAAAACACCAGAGUCUUCCGGGCUCAAGAUCAAGAUGAAGACAGGCGAAGCGGCAUCGUUAAUAUCGCCGGACGUUACCGAAGAGCAAGAUGUAUUACAAACUUUUGGAUUAUCUACAAGCAGCGUUCCAAGGAUUAAAGUAUCUAAAUCUGGAGAUAUGUCAGUGGUUUCUAAUAAAACAGAGUUAACAGAAGAGUCGAGAUCACGGGGAGAGGGUCAGGCAGAAAUGCCGAAGAGAACGGAAUCUCCACUCGGCAUGAAAAUCAAGUUGUCCAAGAGCGGCGACGCUUCCAUUGUGCAAAGCGAAAUUAUCGCUGAGGAGCAUCAAAGUAAGACCACGCGUGCCGAUGCAGAAUAUUCGAAAGGCAGCGACUCGUCACUCGGGAUGAAGAUUAAGCUAUUUAAAACCGGCGACGCUUCGGUGGUAGAAACACCAUCUUCCGGUUCUUCUUCCGAGAAGAAAGACAAACAGCAGCGACGCAGAGAUGCCGCCGAUUCACCAUUAGAGAUGAAAAUCAAACUGUCCAAAACCGGUCACCCUACGAUCGUAACCUGUGACAGUCACGGCGAGUCCACCGCGCAGAAAGGUAAAGAUCCAGCGGCUGUGGAUCCAGCAAUAAAUUUUUCUCACAGAUAUAUGGAACACGCUGCAGGGCAUAAAGAAUCUCCAUUGAAAAUCAUCAAGACCAGCGGUCAUCCGUCCAUUCUACAGAGCAAUCGUUCUGAACUGACGAUCGAGCCGGUGCAGAUGCAGAACAGAAAACAGCAACCGACGGAGACCGCCCAGCAACAGAUCGAAAUAUCGCCCAAACGUAAAGAUGUAACAAUCUCGCCAAUUGAAAGCAAGAAAUCUAAGUUAGAGACGCAGCUCUCGCAGAUUCUGCCGGAGGUCACAAUCCAACCAGUAAUGUGUCGGGAUCAGAAACAGCAGCAACAACAGCAGCAGCAACAGCAGAAACUAUUAUUCGAUCCGAAAACGAGUUUGAUCAGUCGACAGCAGAUGAACGUGAUCAACCAGGAGAUCAGUAUCACGCAAGUACGGUCAGAUAAUGCGUCCGACAAGUUCAAGGAUAUAUGCAAAAAUUCGCCGGGUGGAUUAUCGGAUUGCGAAAUCAUCGAACAUCGCCCGGAACUGAUAAUCGUUAACGAAAAUUCGAACUCCAGCCAGGAUGUUGUCAUCAUAGAGGAGGUGUCGCCCAAUAGAGCCGAUAUUAAGGUGCCGAAGAAGAGAGGCAGACCGCGAAGAAAUCCUGCGACAGUGCAACAGCAACAACAGCCAUCCGCGCAAAUGCUGAUACCCAGAGAUCCCUUGGCAUUAGAUGAUGUACAGCAAGUUCCUCCGCAACAAUUCGAACACAGAGAAAACGAGAGGCCUAAGAGAACUUGCAGGAAUCAGAAAAGUUAUGCUCCACCAAAGAGAGGCAGAGGAGGACGAGGUCGUGGUAAACGGAAACUAGAUAACGUAGAGCCUCAAAUUGGAAAAAAAACUCGUAUAGAGCAAGACUUAUCAGCUAUAGAGGCAUCGACGAUGGCUGUCAUCACUAUUGACGAAACACCAGUACAACAAGAAUCACUUCGGAAAUCAUCAGAACUUUACAAGGCGCUAAAGCAACCACCCAUAGAUCGUAAAAGCUCCGCGUUAGGUCGUAAAGAAGCGGCAAAAAAGGAUUCCAAAAUCUCGAACUCGGAGAUUGCGGUACUAGAUCCUACAAGUUCGUUAUGCACUCAAGAAGAUCCGACAAAAGCGUCUAAUCAGAGCUUAUUGGUUUCGAAAGCUGACGAGCAGCAUAAAAAACCAGCCUUAGAAAUCGUUUCUGAGAGGACGCAGAAGUCGGCAGUAAAGCAACAUGCCGAAAAUAAAGGUAAAAUAUCGGACGGGAUUAAAGAGAUACCUGUACCUCCCGGACAUUCGAAUUGGCUGACACCAACGUCGAAAAAGCAACCAGAUUCGACAGCCAUCAGAGGUGAAACAGUGUCGACAGUGCAAGUGAUUGAUGAAGAAACAAGAAUGAGCGCCGAAUCUGGUUCAAGGUCUCAAACACCGGCUAGAAAUAUACCAGCACCGACUUCGGAGACAAUAAUAAAUGAAGAGUCGCAGGGUAGUGUCUUGAGCACCGCCACGACAGAAUCGGAAAAAGUUAAAGUAAAGAACCGAAGAAUGGAAAUUAAUUUUGAUCCCGAUGAAGGACCUUUCACUGUUGAUAAAAUAGCAGAAUACGAAUGGCCACUGGAUCGAAAGGGUGAAACCUUUAUGAUACAGGAACAGAUAUCACAGUAUCUUGGCGUAAAGUCUUUUAAACGUAAAUAUCCUGAUCUCAAACGCAGAGUAGUUGAUAUGGAAGAGAGAAAUUAUUUGAGGGAGAAUGGAUUAGUCAGUGAAGCGAUGUGCGAUAUGGGAUUAACUGCAGUAUGUAGCUCGGAAGUACUAGACGUAAUGUGCAGUGAUUUCCCUGAUCAGUACGAAGAAUAUCGUAAGCAUAUGCGCGAGAAACAAGUUAAGGAACAUUCCAAGAAGCAGAAGGAAUUGACGGCAGCCGCAAAUGCGGAGAGAAACAGGAUAGACCUUGCGGAAAUGGCAAUGCAGUCCGCAUUUACAUGGAACGCCAACUUAAACAAAGCUCGCAAGGAACAGCGCAAAUACUGUUUAGAUCUGCAGACUUUCACGAUUCAGCAACCACAGCAGAAGCAACAGAAAAUCGACUCGGAGCAUAAAGUAGGACAUUAUCCUGUUGCUCUGAUACCAGGACAAUAUACUGAUUAUUAUCGAGAAUAUACACCAGCAGAACUGAGAUAUUAUCCGCUGAAUACAGUCUUAUAUGGACCCACGCGACCUAAUGAGCGUAAAAGUGAUAGUCAGUCGGAAGGUUCUCAAAGCGACAGCGAUAGUGAAUCGUCUUCUGAUGACUCAAGUUCGUCCUCCAGUGAAGGUACACAAGAUACGGAAGGAUCUCAAUCAACCAUGGAUGAAGUAGAUAUGGAAAUCUCAAACGCAAAGGAUGAUACAAAGUUGAAAUGCAAAAUGUGCCUGAAAGUUCUAAAUAAACAUAACAAAAACGAGAUAUUAAUCCAAUGUGGUACAUGCAAUGGAAACGUUCAUCCAUCUUGUAUAGAUUUAACAUUGGAUAUGGUACCACACAUUCAAUCAUAUGCAUGGCAAUGCACUGAUUGUAAAACGUGUGCGCAAUGUCAUGAUCCCGCAGACGAAGACAAGAUGCUUUUCUGUGAUAUGUGUGAUCGUGGGUAUCAUAUCUAUUGUGUUGGUUUACGACGUGUGCCGCAGGGAAGAUGGCAUUGUCAGGAAUGUGCCGUCUGCGCAAAUUGUGGUUCGAGGGAGCCUGGUGGUGCUAAUUCAGACCGAAACAGCGUUGCACAAUGGCAACACGAAUAUAAAAAAGGCGAGAAAAAUACUCGAGUAUAUGUCUCAACGCUCUGUGUACCGUGCUCGAAGCUGUGGCGAAAGGGUCGCUAUUGCCCGCACUGCAGUCGCUGUCAUACCGCCCAAAGGCUCGACCUGGAAACGAAUCUAGUGCAUUGCAGCGCAUGUGACAAGUAUCUGCACUUAGGUAUUGACACCAAGUUUUCAUACAAUUCGAAUGCGUGGAGACCAAGGGAGUAGUGGUUGAUAAGAAAAAUUAUUUAUGUGAUUUUUGUACACCGUCGACCAGCCAGCAUGUGGUAAAGCCUCUGAUGUCGAAGGUGCUCAAAACGUGAAUAUAAUUGUUGUAACAUUUUAUCGUAUGAGAAAAAGAAAAUAUCGAGCUGUAUAAUACUAAUGCCAAUGCACACAGUGUAUAUUACAUUAUAUUAAAGUAAAUAAGUUUUUUUAUUGAGUGCGUGAACAAAUAUGCGCAAGAAUUUUUCUUGGAGUACUUCAUGACAAACGAAUUACAUUGUACAUAGUUGUACAUCAUUUAAUUGUGAAUUUUUUAUGUGUAUUGUUUAUCGCAAAUGAAUUGUUUAGUAAGAAAAAGACUGAACGUUUAGUUUGGAUUACGAAUGUGUCGAAAUUAUAAGAUAUAUAUAUAUAUACAGAGUGUACGAGAAAUCGCGCACUUUCCCUCGAUUGUAGAUUGUAAAUUCUUUGGUGAAUUUUAAAUUAAUCUUGAUGUCAUAAGCUUGGUUAAACAUACAUUUUGUAACACUUUCGCAGUAUUAAAAAAGAAUUUUGUAAAAUAAAAAUUUAAUAUACACCAAAAAAUAA